AUGCUGCUGCUGCUGCACCUGCUGCCUGCCAUGCUGCCCAGCGCCGCCCUGGCCAGCUGCACCGCGGCCGGCCCCGACCGGCAGCUCGUCCUGGCCAAGGUGCGGGCCCGGGUGCUGGAACACCUGAGCCCCCCCCUGCUCCAGGAGGAGCCGCAGAUGGAAGCCAGGAGGGUGCACCGGAGAGACGUCCUUGAAAGCACCGAAGUGGAGCCAGAGGAGCUGGAGGACACCUCCCAGGUGAUCUUGUUCCCUGCCACAGAUGUUCCCUGUGAGUCCACACAGCCAGACAAGCUGCUGGAGGAAGAAGGGAUUUUCACCUACCUCUUCCAGCCCUCGGCACACACCCUGAGCCGUGCAGUGACUUCUGCCCAGCUCUGGUUUUACACGGGCCCCUCGGCCGCCCCCAACCACUCCACCCCUGACGUGCUGACCCUGUCACCUCAGGGCCGGGUGCCGGUGCCGGCCAUGGUGGAGCGGACGCCCGAGCACUGGACCGUGUUUCACCUGGCCCCGGUGCUGCUGCCCCAGCUCUGGCAGCCGCUCUUCGUGCUCCUGGUGCGCUGCCCUGGCUGCCCCUGCCUGGCUGAUGGGGACAAGAUGCCUUUCCUGGCGGCCACAACCCGGGCCAAGGGCAGCGAGAGGGCUCGUCGCUCUGCCAUGCCCUGGUCCCCAGCCGCCCUGAGCCUGCUGCAGCGUCCAUCCGAGGAGCUUGCUGCCCACACCAACUGCCGCCGGGCUUCCCUCAACAUCUCCUUCGAGGAGCUGGGCUGGGACAAGUGGAUCGUGCAUCCCAGCAGCUUUGUGUUCCACUACUGCCACGGGAGCUGCGCCGCAGGCCACGGGCUGAGCCACCGGCUGGGCGUGCAGCUGUGCUGCGCCGCCCUGCCCGGCACCAUGCGCUCCCUGCGCGUCCGCACCACCUCCGACGGCGGAUACUCCUUCAAGUACGAGACGGUGCCCAACAUCCUGGCCCAGGACUGCACCUGUGUCUAG
Melospiza georgiana is the source of this 993-nucleotide messenger RNA. It is a transcript of the gene INHA, whose product is annotated as inhibin subunit alpha. Bases 1 to 993 code for a protein of 330 amino acids. NCBI's taxonomy places the organism in Eukaryota, Metazoa, Chordata, Aves, Passeriformes, Passerellidae. The record is from RefSeq and is a predicted model, not a curated record. Gene Ontology annotation, molecular function: growth factor activity; cytokine activity. Gene Ontology annotation, biological process: SMAD protein signal transduction. Gene Ontology annotation, cellular component: extracellular region. The transcript has 2 exons.